Molecule: messenger RNA, 537 nt
Organism: Gossypium arboreum
Lineage: Eukaryota; Viridiplantae; Streptophyta; Magnoliopsida; Malvales; Malvaceae
Product: protein transport protein Sec61 subunit alpha-like
Exons: 3
Coding region: 142-537 (131 amino acids)
Biological process (GO): post-translational protein targeting to membrane, translocation; SRP-dependent cotranslational protein targeting to membrane, translocation
Cellular component (GO): membrane; Sec61 translocon complex
Molecular function (GO): signal sequence receptor activity; ribosome binding; transmembrane protein transporter activity
Source: RefSeq, a predicted model, not a curated record
UAUAAUAAAAAAAAAUAAAAAAAAAAGACCUAAACAGAGGUCUAAAAUCCAAUUCAAUUUUUGAAGGAAUGAACAACUUUACCUCCGGGUACCCCUUGUUGAUUUUCGAUCUCCUCAGAUCUGCUCUGGAAUCCACACCAUAUGCCUCCGGUUCUUUUCAUUUUAGUUUUCCAUCAGCUUCCACUAUAUGGAAUACACUCUACAACAGGUGCUGAUCCUUUCUAUUGGAUGCGUGUUAUCCUUGCAUCAAACCGUGGAACUAUUAUGGAACUUGGUAUUACCCCCAUUGUGACAUCUGGAUUGGUGAUGCAACUCCGGGCUGGUUCAAAAAUCAUCGAGGUGGACAACAGUGUUCGUGAGGAUCGAGCACUCCUAUUGGCAAAAGUAGAAUUCGGAUUUGGAUCGGGGGAAAAAUCAAAAUGGUUGACUAGUCGUCUCGUUCCGAUUAUCGUCUUCCGAGACACUGGAAAUGUAUCCGGGCUAAAGUCCCGCAGGCUUCGUGCUGGAAAUGUAUCCGGGCCAAAGUCCCGAGUUUAA